Molecule: messenger RNA, 1606 nt
Organism: Gastrolobium bilobum
Lineage: Eukaryota; Viridiplantae; Streptophyta; Magnoliopsida; Fabales; Fabaceae
Product: glycosylinositol phosphorylceramide mannosyl transferase 1-like
Exons: 5
Coding region: 340-1335 (331 amino acids)
Cellular component (GO): membrane
Molecular function (GO): glycosyltransferase activity
Source: RefSeq, a predicted model, not a curated record
GUUGCUAAUUUUGAACGGUUGACGAAGAGAACACGUAGCCCAGCAGCAUCUGAAUUACCCCAAGCAACGGAACCGAACUCUUGUCGACAACAUGUGAAGAACGACGCUUCAACAGAACGUUGCUUUCAGUUCAGACCUCAACGAAACGCAAAAAUCACCGCCAAAAAAAAAAAAAACAAAGGCUCAUUCAAAACUUGAUUUGAUAUUUCCUCCAUUCCCCCUACACCUCCGCCGCACUGUAGCAUUACCCCUCGCACGAUGGAUUGCGCGUCGACUCGCUGCUGAAACGGACGGGUCUGACUCGGAGGGAUCGCCGAGUCCCUUUCGAGUUUCUCGGUGAUGAGAGGGAGCUGCUGCUUGAAACGUCGCGUAGAGCAGAGGUUCCGGUUACUCGCGAUCUCCACCGUUAAAUCAGCGAGGAUCAAUCAUCUUCUGCUCUUCUGCUGCAUUGCCUUGACGCUCAUCGUCCUCGCCACUACUGCUUCCACCGUCAUCGUAUCCACCAACCACGCUCCUCCUCCGCGUCACUUUCCUCUUUCGAGGAAAGGAUAUUCUAUCGUAAUGAACACAUGGAAGAGAUAUGAUCUCCUAAAGCAGUCCCUAAUGCAUUAUUCAUCAUGUCCUCGACUUGAAUCAGUACACAUUGUGUGGAGUGAACCCAAUCCUCCCUCAGAUUUUCUUUCUAAAUUUCUACACCACGUAAUAGAGUCUAAGUCUACAGAUGGUCGACAGGUCAAAUUGAAGUUUGAUAUCAACAAGGAAGACAGUUUGAAUAAUAGAUUUAAAGAAAUUAAGGAUUUGGACACAGAUGCAGUCUUUUCCAUUGAUGAUGAUGUCAUAUUUCCUUGCUCUUCAGUGGAAUUUGCAUUUGAUGUUUGGCAAAGUGCACCAGAUACAAUGGUGGGAUUUGUACCUCGUGGCCAUUGGGUGGAUUCAUCGGAAGGUAAUGGUGACAAAUUUAGAUAUGGGGGAUGGUGGUCCGUGUGGUGGACAGGUACAUAUAGCAUGGUGCUUUCCAAGGCAGCAUUCUUCCACAAAAAGUAUUUCAGUCUCUACACAAAGCAGAUGCCAGCAUCAAUAAGAGAAUAUGUAACCAAGAAUAGGAACUGUGAAGAUAUUGCAAUGUCUUUCCUUGUUGCAAAUGCUACUGAUGCACCCCCAAUAUGGGUUAAAGGUAAAAUAUUUGAGAUUGGAUCCACUGGAAUCAGCAGCUUGGGAGGUCACAGUGAAAGAAGAACAGAGUGUGUCAACAGAUUUACUGCUGUAUAUGGACGGAUGCCCUUGGUAUCUACUUCAGUGAAGGCUGUUGAUAGUCGCAACAUCUGGUUUUGGUGACUGCUGGAUUUUUAUUUUAUUUGCAGUUUUAGAAAUUCCACUAUCGGCUCCAAAAAGGGAAGAAAAAAAAAAGUAAAGAAAUUCCACUAUCUUCAAUUAGCUAGUGUAGUUACCCAAUUCUUGUUAGGUACAGAGCUGUAUAAUAUUGAAUCGCAUGCAAAAUUCAUGCAUUUUGGUGGGGAAGAGUUAACUAGCCACAUCUCCUACAUUAUAUAUUGUAUUCUUUCACAUGUAAUAUGUUAGAUAUGAUUAAAUAUGAUUAGAUAUGAUU